UGUGACAGUACCGAUAGGGGCAGCAGGCAGACUCGACUCGCCCUCCCGGAACUCUGCAGCCGCAGCUGGUCUGAUUAUUUUAACAUCGGGGUUCGGUCCAACAUGGCGGCGCACGGAUGGAAAUACUGAUGACAGUCCGAAAGAUCGCCUCGAUUUGUACGAUGGGCGCCAAUGCCUCUGCCUUGGAAAAGGAGAUUGGACCGGAACAGUUUCCUGUUAAUGAACACUACUUUGGAUUGGUCAAUUUCGGCAACACCUGCUACUGCAACUCGGUGCUGCAGGCUCUGUAUUUCUGCCGACCCUUCAGGGAGAAGGUGCUGGCGUACAAGGUGCAGCCUCGGAGGAAGGAGUCCCUCCUUACCUGCCUGGCCGACCUUUUCAACAGCAUCGCCACUCAGAAGAAAAAAGUCGGAGUCAUCCCUCCCAAGAAAUUCAUCUCUCGGCUAAGGAAGGAAAACGAGUUGUUUGACAACUACAUGCAGCAGGACGCCCACGAGUUCCUCAACUACCUCCUCAACACUAUCGCAGACCUCCUCCAGGAGGAGAAGGGCCAGGAGCGACAGCAGAACGGGAAACUGGUGCAGAACGGGAGCGGAGGAGGCGGAUGUGGUGACGGGGGCGGGGGCGAAAGCGACGGCGGGAAGGAGACGCAGCAGACGUGGGUCCACGAGAUCUUCCAGGGAACGCUGACCAACGAGACGCGCUGCCUCAACUGCGAAGCUGUGAGCAGUAAGGAUGAGGACUUCCUGGAUCUGUCGGUGGACGUGGAGCAGAACACCUCGAUCACGCACUGUCUCAGGGGCUUCAGCAACACAGAGACGUUGUGCAGCGAGUAUAAAUAUUACUGCGAGCAAUGUCGCAGCAAACAGGAAGCCCAGAAACGGAUGAGGGUAAAAAAGCUGCCCAUGAUCCUCGCCCUCCACCUCAAGCGCUUUAAGUACAUGGACCAGCUGCACCGCUACACCAAGCUGUCCUAUCGUGUCGUCUUCCCGCUGGAGCUCCGCCUCUUCAACACGUCGGGCGACGCCACCAAUCCCGACCGCAUGUACGACCUGGUCGCUGUCGUCGUGCACUGCGGCAGCGGUCCCAAUCGCGGGCACUACAUCACCAUCGUCAAGAGCCACGGCUUCUGGCUGCUGUUUGAUGACGACAUUGUGGAGAAAAUCGACGCGCAGGCGAUCGAGGAGUUCUACGGCCUGACGUCCGACAUCUCCAAGAACUCCGAGUCCGGCUACAUCCUGUUCUACCAGUCCAGAGACUGACGCAGCCAGCGGUGAAUUCCCCCAGCAGACUGUCUGGACGUGGCAGACGAGCCGCCGGCUGCCUCCAGUUCGCUCACACAAGUAUCCGGGCUUCAUUCCCCCCUGCGGCGGGGGAGCGGCUUUCAGCCCGGAGCGCCGCUCGGGGAAACGGGUUCGAGGCGCGUGCCGGUUGCAUGGCUGCCUCCGGGAUUCCAAGUCCUCAGAGACCACACUGCAACAAGCACCUUAAUAUACCAAGAAACGCCCCACUGUCUAACACUCGCUUUGCACUGUGGCACCAGGAUCGGAGACCACCAGGCUGGACCGGUCAUGUGCGUUUAUUAGCGGCUCCAGAGGACGCAGCGGCUUCAUCCCGAGUAUUAAUACCUUGCUACGUUAGCUUCCCUCCCCAGGAGCGGUGGAACUGCCAGAUCAUGAGUUCACCGGCCAGGAAGUGGAGCGACCACGAUCUGGUGGCACCGUUAGACAUCCGGCCUAUCACCUGAGACCUCUGACAUCAUGUAGGGUUGGAGGCUGAAAGCUGCGUGAAAAAGCGGCGUUUCUAUGAUCUGUGCCUCAUACACGGUAUCUUAGCGCAAAGGAGUCACUGGAGGGGUGGGAAAACGUCUCAAACUGAUGAGCACAGCUCCGUAUUUAUGACAAAAGAGCAAAAAAAAAAAAAAAUCAUUUUAUUUUAAAUAUUCAAAGAACAAGUGACACAAACUGACCAAAAAUUCAAUUUGCAGUCUGUAUGACUUCACCUUUUCAGUGUUUUUAUCGGUUUAAUACUGUUUUUCUUUACAAUGUAUUUUUAUUUUAUUUUAAGCUGCAGGUUUUGAUUUUGUUUUGGUUUUCAAGUAUCAGGACUAGCAAUGAGUCUCAUAGCAGCAGCUUUUAAAAGCUGACCUGUUGUAGUUGGAUGAGACUUGAAGGUUGGUGAUGAAGCGGUGUUGUGCCGUCUGGAGUUAUGUUUGAUGACAUGAUGGAGAAACGAAGAGGGGACCGAAGGCGGAGCAAGUCUGGGAACAAAAUGCAUUUUUAAAAACCUGUCUAAUUUCUCAGCAGACUCAGCUCUGACACACUACAAGGAUUUUCUCAGCGUCUGCCUCGUUCCGUUAGCGAUCCAAAGCAGCGUUUCUUUAGCGGCUGCAGCUCUCAAAUUGAGAAGAAUCUUUUCACAAAGCGUUUUUUACUCGGCGAUCAGAAACAAUUCUCCAUUCCUUUUCCUGUCUUUUCAUUUAGUGUUUAAAAAACAAACAUUUUAUUGUCUCUGUGGCUUAAACUUUCCCCUAAGAGGUGAAAAUGCUUUAGGGAACUCCCCCUCCCCCACAUGUUGCUUUGUGCUUCCAGCUGUGCAUGUGAGCUUAAUGAUGGCGGACUUGUUUUUCUCCCUUUAUCUAAAGCAAAAGAUGCUGAUUGUACCUAAUUUUCAAGCCAUUUUCUAUAAUCAAGGUAUAAUCUGUUUAUGUAACUCAUAAACUAACACAUUAACUCAUAAUUAUGAACCUAUCUGAUCAUGGCUUCAAAAGUCCAAUUAGCUAACAGGGGUUUGGCUCUGUCGGUUUGCUCUAAAAGGGACUAGCAACAAAAUACAAACAAUGGAGCAUAAGGUGAAUUUUACAGAAAAAUAAUGAUGCAUAUCUUUAUGAAUUGUAUAACAAACAAAACGCAAAUUGUCGAUCCCUGAUCUAAAAACAAAGUUGGCUAUUUCAGUUGUUUUUUGUGAAAUGUACUAAAAAUCUUAGCUUAAGCUAACUUAAGCAACUCAAGCUCAAGUUAUCUUAAGCUUGAAUGGCUAGCUUAAGCUAUUAGAACUUGAUGUAGCUCAAAUAGCUUUAACUAGCUGUUUAGGCUUAAGUUAGUUAGCUUAAAUAGCUAAAAAAAAAUUGUCAGCUUGCAACAAGAGUUAGCGUGUCUGUUGGUAUGAUGAACACCCAUAGCAUGCUAGCUAAAGCUAAGGAAGCAGCUACUACUGACUUCAGAUAUUACUGGGAAAACAUCAGAAAGACCAUUAGAGUGCUAAAGAAAACUGUCUUUUUAGCACUAAAAUAAAAUCUUCUGGUGUUAACCUUUAAAUUUUAGCUGCAGAUUUUCCAUUAGUCUAUCUGUUGCAUUCUUCUUCUUCGUAUAAGUGCAAUUGCAGAAAACUAGCUGCAUUCAAGAAUUACAUGCCGUUCAAAUUUCAGCGCAAUCUCAGUUUUUCAUCCAUCAAUUUUGUUUUUAAUUAGUUUUGUCUGUUACAAACCUACUAACUGACAGAUUCUGCCCUCUUCUUCUACAUACAAGAAUUAGAAUUCGAGAGUUUUAUAAGUUAUGUGGCAAAACAGUAAGAGGGACAAUAAAAAGAAAACAGAGCUGCAGUUCUGAAGUUUGCAUUUCUCUGGUUUUAGAUGUAAAUCUGAAAACUUUUUUUUUGUCAGUUUUCAGUUGACGUGGCAGACAUAAUGGAGUUUGGAUGUGCCUACUUUUGCUAUUUAAUCAUAAGGUUUUAAAAUCACUCCUCAAGCACUUGUUUUAAAGGGUCGAGACCUCAAAAAGACAACACUACUUCCUCUCCAUGCCUCUGCUUCUCUUUAACGCUCUGAACAAGGCUCUGGAAAACGUUGCUUUGCGUCUUGAACGUUUGUGGGUUUCAGGCAGUACGGUUGGUCUUAACAUGAAGAAUUCGGGCAGAAGCUCUGGAGUUUUCCCAAACACCCAGUGAGAGCGAAGUUGUUUUUAUGCUUUCUGAAAGCUUCACCAAUAAGCACAAAGGCGUGACUGGGAAAUUAAAAAAAGAAAAAAAAAAUCACAGAUUAA
This is a messenger RNA of Poeciliopsis prolifica (blackstripe livebearer), 4040 nucleotides long. It is a transcript of the gene usp12b, whose product is annotated as ubiquitin specific peptidase 12b. Gene Ontology annotation, molecular function: cysteine-type deubiquitinase activity; cysteine-type endopeptidase activity. Lineage: Eukaryota; Metazoa; Chordata; Actinopteri; Cyprinodontiformes; Poeciliidae. Gene Ontology annotation, cellular component: nucleus; cytosol. The coding region runs from base 117 to 1262 and encodes 381 amino acids. The transcript is spliced from 10 exons. Gene Ontology annotation, biological process: protein deubiquitination. The record is from RefSeq and is a predicted model, not a curated record.